Paramormyrops kingsleyae is the source of this 2653-nucleotide messenger RNA. Its product is annotated as POU domain, class 3, transcription factor 3-B. The record is from RefSeq and is a predicted model, not a curated record. Gene Ontology annotation, cellular component: nucleus. Gene Ontology annotation, molecular function: DNA-binding transcription factor activity, RNA polymerase II-specific; RNA polymerase II cis-regulatory region sequence-specific DNA binding. Gene Ontology annotation, biological process: brain development; regulation of transcription by RNA polymerase II. Lineage: Eukaryota; Metazoa; Chordata; Actinopteri; Osteoglossiformes; Mormyridae.
AUGUGGACGGUGUACGCACGCUUGGCAAAGGGUAAACAUUCGUGAGUCUCCGUGCUCAGGGGGAGGGACGGAGAGACCUGUCAGAGAGGGAGAGAGAGAGAGAGGGAAAGAGAGAGAGAGAGAGAGAGAGAGAGAGAAAGAGAGAGAGAAGGGGUGAGGGAGCCAGCGAAUGAGAGAGACAGCUUGCGGACCUUCGCCGUGCGUUGCAAUACAGGACUGUACUUCAGCUUGAGUUAGCGGCUUUGCAGGUUUAAACACAUCAAAACGGAACAAAGAGAAAUAGACCACGGCAGAAUAAAGGAAACAGCUAAAGAAAAAAACGGAAAAGCACCAGGGGGAAUCUCAGAUACUAAUUUACAAACAAGCGUAUGAUUCUUUAGCGAUAUUAUUUUUUCUUCACUUAAGCAGGAACUUUUUGAAAAGGAUUUCAUCUUAGGGGAAGGUGCAAACUGCGACGCUAUUCUAACUUUGCAGGAAAAAACUUUUUAAUCCUUUUAAUUUUUUUUUAUUUUUAAAAGAAACUUUCCUCGAGGACUGUACAGGGUUUCAAAGGGCUUCUAUUUGUUGACGUUAAGAACGUGGAUUUAAACGGAAAAAAUAAUAAUAUUGAUAUUACAUGAAUAUUGUAAAUACAGCAGUCACGGAUUUGGCGGAUUUUUUAAAAAGCAUUUUCUUCUUUUUUGAUGUUUUAAUUUCAAAAGUGCAUGGUAUAAUAUAGAUACUACCCUGACCUUUUAAGUUUGAAUAAUUCAUGGAAUAGAAUUUGCCUACUUGAACAAAAAAAAAGUUUAAAAGCGGGAGGGGGUUUGACCAGCAGAUAUAUUCAUAAGGGUUAACGGAAUGGCCACCGCGGCUUCCAACCCAUAUCUGGCCAGCAAUAGCAUUCUCUCGUCAGGCUCAGUCGUGCAUUCCGACUCCGGAGGCGGUGGCAUGCAGUCUGGGAGCGUCGCUGUUACCUCGGUGUCUGGCGGCUACAGAGGAGAUCCUACGGUAAAGAUGGUACAGAGCAACUUCAUGCAAGGAGCCAUGGCGGCGAGCAACGGGGGCCAUAUGUUGAGCCAUGCCCACCAGUGGGUCACGUCGUUGCCUCAUGCCGCUGCUGCCGCCGCUGCAGCGGCUGUGGCGGCUGCAGAAGCCGGGUCGCCUUGGUCCUCAAGCCCAGUCGGAAUGACAGGCAGCCCGCAACAACAGGACGUCAAAAACAAUUCGGGCAGAGACGAUCUCCACGCUGGCACGGCGUUGCAUCACAGACCACCGCAUCUGGGUCCCCACCAGACUCACCCCGGGGCUUGGGGUGGCACCACCGCGGCUCACAUCCCCUCGAUAGGAGCCGGGCAGCAGCAGCAGUCCUUAAUAUACUCUCAGCCCGGUGGAUUCACCGUGAACGGGAUGCUCAGCCCGCCAGGAAGCCAAAGUUUGGUGCACCCGGGUUUGGUGCGUGGAGACACCCCAGAGCUCGACCACAGCGCUCACCACCACCACCAUCACCACCAGCAUCAGCACCACCAGCAGCAGCAGCACCACGGUGGAGUAAACAGCCACGACCCGCACUCAGACGAGGACACGCCGACCUCGGACGAUCUGGAGCAAUUUGCCAAGCAGUUUAAACAGCGCCGCAUCAAGCUGGGUUUCACGCAAGCCGACGUCGGCUUGGCUUUAGGGACUCUGUAUGGAAACGUCUUCUCCCAGACCACGAUCUGCAGGUUUGAGGCGCUGCAGCUCAGCUUCAAGAACAUGUGUAAGCUAAAACCUCUGCUAAACAAAUGGCUGGAGGAGGCCGAUUCAUCCACCGGGAGCCCCACGAGCAUCGAUAAAAUCGCCGCGCAGGGCAGGAAGCGAAAGAAGCGAACUUCCAUCGAAGUGAGUGUAAAAGGUGCGUUGGAGAGUCACUUCCUUAAAUGCCCCAAGCCUUCGGCCCAAGAAAUCACCAGCCUGGCGGACAGCUUGCAGCUUGAAAAGGAAGUGGUCAGGGUUUGGUUUUGCAAUCGGAGGCAGAAAGAGAAAAGGAUGACGCCGCCUGGAGUGCCACAGACGCCGGAGGAUGUGUACUCUCAGGUCGGCAAUGGACAUUUGUUAGUAGAUUACUUAAAAGACGCCAGUAUAUCUGGGCCGAGCGAACCGAACGACCCGAGGGUGACAACUACAAGUUCGUACCAUCAGGUAAUUUUGGCGCACUAACAACAUCACCACGAAAACAAAAACCAACUGUAGAAAAAAAACCCAACACUUCUAUAUUUAUCUUUCUCCUUUUUCUCUUGCAUUUAAUUUGUAUGACACCAAAAGCGAGCGUUUACGCAUUUAACAAUAAGAGACUAUGGCACGCCUUGCAAAGAAAUCAGUAAAUACAACACAAAGAAGAUUGGGACGCAGGACGCUUUGAACACAACUUACAAAGAAGACUGCAUGGUUUAAUAUUUUUUAAAAAAAGGAAUUGUCGUUCUUAGCCCCCUCCCCAAAAAGGCAAACCACGUUGUUUUUGCCCUUUUCUCUGAUCUCAAAGAUCGCAUCUUUUGAAAAAAAAAAAAAAUCUUUAAUUUUGUUGACCGACACAUAAAUGGAUUUUUUUAAAAAAAAAAAAAAAAAAAAAAAACGAAAUGGGAAAAGAAAUACUGAAAGACCGACUGUCUUGAGCUGCACUUAUUUGAAAAUUUCC